This is a messenger RNA of Botrytis byssoidea, 531 nucleotides long. RefSeq lists its product as uncharacterized. NCBI's taxonomy places the organism in Eukaryota, Fungi, Ascomycota, Leotiomycetes, Helotiales, Sclerotiniaceae. The transcript is spliced from 2 exons. Bases 1 to 531 code for a protein of 176 amino acids. Gene Ontology annotation, molecular function: oxidoreductase activity, acting on the CH-OH group of donors, NAD or NADP as acceptor. The record is from RefSeq and is a predicted model, not a curated record.
AUGUCAAAAUCACUCGUUACUGGUGGGGCAGGCUUCAUUGGUCUCUAUACCGUUAAGAUACUUCUUGAGCGUGGCCAUUUUGUUCAUACCACUGUCCGCAGCCUGAAGAACACUCAAAAGCUGAAGGGGCUUUUAGAUUUGCAGAACAAGUAUCAGGGACAACUAUCUUUGUUUGAAGCCGAUCUUCUGAUAACUGGCUCUUUUAAAGACGCCAUGGCAGGCUGUGAUAUAGUAUACCAUAUAGCUUCGCCAUUCCUCGUCCCACAACAAAUCAAGGACGGGAUGAAAGACUGCAUCGAACCUGCUCUGAAAGGCACUAAGAACGUCCUACAGUCCGUCAACGAGACCCAAACUGUCACGCGUGUCGUUCUCACAUCAUCCAUUGCAGCAAUCUACGGUGGUAGUGCAGAUGUACUAGAGAUGAAAGACUCGACCCUUGCUGAGAACUACUGGAACGUCACAAGCACCGCCGCCGAGAAUCCAUACAGUUAUUCGAAAAUGAUUGCCGAGCGUGAGGCCUGGAAGAUGUAG